AUGAACACGCAGAUUCUUCUUGCUAUUAUUCCGUUGAUGUGCACGGCGCUGGCCGACGGGAAUCAAAACUAUCAAGACAUUUGCAAGGCCACUCCCCCCAAAUCGCAGGAGAAAGUGGAUGGAGUGUCGUUCAAAUACACGUGCAAUUCGGGCUGCGACACUGCAAAUCUAGUCAAGAUUUCGGGCAAUUUUGACCAUCCUGAUGACUGUGCAAAAGAAAUCGCCUCUUCCUCAGAAGAACUCAUCACAUGGGUGCCUUGGGGUGCGUGCUGGAAGUGCACGGCGCCUGGGACAGGACCGGUGUCGUAUGACACCAUAGUGAUGGAGAAGGUCAAGAGUAGCCCUUUCUCUCCGCCUCCUUUGACCUGUGACGAUAAGCUGCUUCAGUGUGAGGCCGAUUUGAAGAAAUGCCAGGGGAGCACAGGAAGCGGUUCUGGCAGCUCUGGUAGCACUGGUAGUGGCACUGGCGGUUCUGGAGGUAGCUCCAGUAGUGCAGGUAGUGGUGCAGGUAGCGGUUCUAACUCCAGAUCUACGCCCACCUGUGGCAAGGCCUAUAAUCGUGGUGGUAAUGACUGGGAAAUCAACUGCAACAAGAUUACUGGUGGUCCCAAGAAAAUUAAGGAGCCCGGCAAAGGUCUGCAGGAGUGUAUCGAUAACAUUCCCAACUUGAAAAUCGUAAUAAAAACUAUGGAGACCGCUAACCAUGAAAGUCUUGAGACCAAGGUGUCAUUGCCUCAGACGGAACUCCCGGCAUGGGAGGAUGAUCCAGCCAAUGCGCAAAAUUGGGAUCUAUCUAAAAAGGUUUACAACACUGCCGUGCCGUCAAUCCUGUGUCUUCUAAUAUCAUUCGGACUUGCUAUCUACUCCCCAUCGCACGAACAUGUUCAAGCCGACUUUCACACCUCUGCCACCAAGUCACUUCUGCCAUUCACCAUGUACGUCUAUGGACUGGCAUUCGGGCCUAUGAUUGCUGCUCCCAUCAGCGAGACUCAUGGCCGGCGCUUUAUCUACCUCGUUAUGACCCCCUUCGCCCUGCUGUUUAUUCUUGGAGCCGGGUUUUCCCAGAACUUGGGCAGCCUAGUGGUGUGCCGCCUGCUGGCGGGCCUGUUCAUCUCGGCUCCGCUGGCUGUCGGCGCUGGGACUAUCAUGGACAUGUGGAGCGGGCCAGCAGCUGGUCGUGGCGUGAUAAUCCUCAUGACUAUCGCCUUCAUGGGACCAGCGCUUGGAUCUUUGGUCGGCGGCUGGGUGGCACAAUACAAUACCUGGCGCUGGUCGCAGUGGACUACGCUGCUUUUGGGGGCUAGCUGCUGGGCCUUCAGCAUGGGCGCGCAGGAGUCUUACGCAUACCCAAUCAUCCGCCGUCGUGCCGUCAAACUAGGCCUGCCUGUCCCUCCCAAUCCUAUACCGGGAGGCCUGGCCGGCAUUCAGAUGAUGCUGACUGUGACCCUGGCGCGACCGAUCUACAUGUUCUUGGCCGAGCCUAUUGUCGCUUUGUGCUCUCUUUACUCCUCGCUCAAUUUCUCCGUUCUAUUUUGUUUUCUUGCCUGUAUCCCCCUCAUUUAUACCGAUGUCUACGGCUUUACUCCGGGUCAAUGUGGACUGGUUUUUAUCUCGCUGGCCCUGGGAUGCGCCUUCGGAUGCUUCGCUCUCCUCGUGAUAGACCACUAUACUAGGGCCCUCUAUCGACGAAACCACACUGGAGGCCUCAGUCCCCCACCGCCGGAACUGGUCUUAUGGGCCGCUAUGCUGGCUAGUCCGUUUAUGCCCGCCGCCUUGUUCUGGUUCGCGUGGACAUCAACCUGUAAUGUCCACUGGAUGAGUAGCAUCAUCGCAGUCGGGCUCUUUGGUUGCUCCAAUCUCAUGAUUUUUGUUUCAACUGCCCUCUAUUUGACACGUGUGUACGGGGCCAAAUUUGGGGCCUCCGCGUUGGCUGCAAAUGGCCUGCUCCGUUACGGUAUCGGUGGUUCUUUUCCUCUCUUCACCCUCGCUCUGAAAAUGUCUCCGUCUCACGCUCCAUAUGGGAAAUGGAAAAGCCCGCUCACCGCGGAACGGUUGGCAACCGACAGCAUUUCGCUGCAUGAAGUAGUCGUCGAUGAGUCAUCCGGUGCUAUAUACUCGGUUGAAUGCCAUCCCACCGAGGGUGGACGCUUUGCGAUUAUCCAACAUCUCAAUGAACAAAGCCGAGAUGUUUUGCCGAAAGAAUAUAGUGCACAUGCAACGGUGCAGGAGCUCGGAGGUGGUUCCAUUUUAAUGAGACCUGAUGGAAAAGUUCUCUUUACGAAUGAAACGACUUGCAACAUCCAUCUGUUGGAUCCCGCGUCGAGCCAGGUUACUCUUGUUCAUUCGGCAGUCGAGGGCAUUCGGUAUGCUGAUUUCUGCAAUCAUCCUGUCCACACACAAUGGAUCCUUGCUAUUAAAGAAGAUCACCGGGAUGCGACGCAUGAGACUCAGGCAACUCACGUGCAUAACACGUUGGUGGCGAUUGACAUUGUCUCCGACACCGAGGUCACCAUUGCCCAAGGCGAUGACUUCUACUCGCAUCCUAAAUUCGAUCCGUCGGGCAAAUAUGUCUCAUGGAUUCAAUGGACCCAUCCUGACAUGCCAUGGACAGGAACCGUGCUUUACGUCGCUGAGUGGGCAGAUGGAGCUCUGAAAAAUGUGACUAAGGUGGCUGGGAAAUACCAGGAGGAGAGCAUUGCCCAGCCGCGAUGGGGCUUGGAUGGAGCACUGUACUUUGCAAGCGAUCAGACAGGAUAUUUGCAGCUAUACUCAUACAACGUGCAUGAUGCUUCUGUGCGCUAUCUAUCCCUCGAGGGUCUAGAAAACGCAGACUUUGCGGCUGCUGAGUGGGAGUUGGGAAGUUCCACAUAUUUCUUACUCGAUGAAAAGACCAUGGUCGCGACGGCAAUCACUCAUGCCACCAGUGAGGUUGUUCUUAUCGACAUUCCCACGUUGUCGGUCCGAAGCCUGGGACUUCCAUACGUUGACAUUGGGGUUCGCGCCAAUGGGAUUUUUCGAGCUUCGUCCAGCUCCUUCGUUGUCGUCGGCGCUUCCAGAACUUCUCCUCAGGAACUAGCUUUGGUUUCACUCGCUCCUUCAUUCGAAGCGAAAGCAACCGUUCUGACGUCGACUGCAUCAUUCGAUCUGGCGCCGGAAUACGUCUCUAUCGCCAGACAAUACACCGCUCCUCAGAAAUAUGGCCCACUAUGCGACGGAAACGUACACAUGUUCUACUUCCCCCCUUGCAACCCUGAAUUCAAGUGCGAGGACCGUCUUCCCCCUCUCCUGAUGAACGUCCAUGGAGGACCAAAUGGAUGCGUCACUCCUGCCCUGAACCUGGAAAUUCAAUAUUGGACCACACGCGGGUUUGCUGUCUGCGCCCUCAACUACACUGGUUCCACCGGGUUCGGACGAGAAUACCGAGAACGACUUUCCGGGUACUGGGGCCUAGUAGAUACAGGCGAUGCAGUCACCGCGGUAGAAUUUCUAGCCAACGAAGAGCUGAUUGACAGAGCCCGCGUGGGCAUUUACGGUGGCAGCGCGGGUGGAUACCUCACCCUGCAGGCUCUCCAUAUGUACCCAGAUGUCUGGGCAGCGGGCGUGAGCUCCUACGGUAUCAGCGAUGUGAAGGCUCUACAGGCGGAUUCAUAUAAGUUCGAGAGUCAGGAUGUGGACCGAAUAUUGCUGAGCAAAACUGCGAAAGAGGAUAGGGAGCAGGAGCUCACGAAUCGCAGUCCGUGUCAUUAUGCCGAUAAGAUGAAGGCUCCGUUGCUCUUGUUGCAGGGAACCUCGGAUAUGGUAGUUCCUGUGGCACAGGCGAGAAUGAUGGCUAGCGCUAUGCAUGCGCAUGGACGUGUCGCGGAUGUAGUUGAAUUCGAGGGUGAGGGCCAUGGGUGGGUUGGUGAGAAUACUAUCUAUGAGUCUUAUAAGCGGAAGGAGGAUUGGUGGUUACGCCACUUGACUUGA
Aspergillus affinis is the source of this 3966-nucleotide messenger RNA. RefSeq names its product alpha/beta-hydrolase. The transcript is spliced from 9 exons. Lineage: Eukaryota; Fungi; Ascomycota; Eurotiomycetes; Eurotiales; Aspergillaceae. The record is from RefSeq and is a predicted model, not a curated record. Gene Ontology annotation, molecular function: serine-type endopeptidase activity; transmembrane transporter activity. Bases 1 to 3966 code for a protein of 1321 amino acids. Gene Ontology annotation, biological process: transmembrane transport; proteolysis.